Molecule: messenger RNA, 3162 nt
Organism: Caenorhabditis auriculariae
Lineage: Eukaryota; Metazoa; Nematoda; Chromadorea; Rhabditida; Rhabditidae
Source: the annotation of a GenBank genome assembly
AUGGAAGACUUGACGAUGGACGAGACCCCGCGAGGGUCCGAGGCCUCAAGUUCCGCCGAGUUUUCCGCCGCCGAGGGUCGACGUCCAUUCCCGAAUCUGUUCUCCGCCAACCCGUGAGCCCUUUCUUGGUACCCUGUAAACAACGGAAUUUUCCAGGAAUUUCUUGGUGGACAACAGCGUUCGAAACCUCGGAGAGCUGUCUUCCACAAGGUAUCUUUCUUUUCUUGGACAGUUCUACCAAUAAAAGUCUCCUUACUACUUGGCACAACUUUGAGAGAACGAAAAUUUUUUUGUAAAGAAUUUGCUAAACGAAAUGUCGAAAAUUCGACGCGUCAAAGUGGAAAAUAUAAACGGAAUUUCGACUUGUCAAAUAGAGCACUCCGAGAUUACCGCUGAUCGUAUUUGACUAUUUGAAAAAUGGAAUGAAAUGGAAUGAAAUGAUAAAAAACUACUGUUUGGUGGAAGUUUGAAUCAGAUGGAUCAUCUGAAUGAACUAUCGUUCUCCGAUUGAAUUUCUCAUAGAAAUGAACUUUUGGUUAGUACCUUAGAACGGAGACUUUUUUUCAAAGCGCCCUUCAGGGGUCAGAAUUAGAAAAAAUUAACGUUCGGUGAUAUUUUCGCUCAAAACUCAUUCGAACGAAAAAGGAAAAGGAGACAUGAAUUAAACAAGACUAAGAAUUUUUUUUCCGUAGAAGGAUUGACCGGCAAUCGGUGUCCAGUUGAACGGAAAGUAGAACUGUCGUUUCAUAAUGCCGUGUUCAAUUUGAUUCCGCGAAAUGCAAAAUGAUCUCUGACUCUCCAAAAUUUAGUGAUCUUUUCCUUUCUCUAACGGGUAUUUUGCAUUUCGCGGAAAAAUUGAACACGGCAUAAAAUCUACUGAUAGGCUUUUGAAGUGAACGUUAUGCUCGCUGUCUUUUUUUUUUUUGAACUUUUCACAAUAUCGUUCGGUUGGAAACCAUUUAGUCGCAAAGGCAAAUUGCUGCAAUUUCGAUCGUUCAUCGAUCAUACUUCGAAACUUCAAAGUUUCGACCGUUCGUUCUUUGAUUAUACUUUGACAAAUUGAAUUUUCGACAUGAAACAUAAUAUCAAGUUUAUGAAUUACAGACAUGCCAAUCGCCUCACUAACAUAUUUGGGAAACUAACCGACUCUUGGAAUAGACUACGGAAACUGAACGCGACGGUGGAUUGCUAUGAGAAUGGCUGGGAGAAAACGUUGAACGAAAAGAUGAAAUUCUGCGAAAACCUGUCGACGGCAGAACUGCUCGAGUUUGUCAGGAGACAGCUGGAAAAAGAAGAGAGCACUCAACGCGAUUUGAAUUUCUUGAACCGCAAGUGUCAGAACCUCUCCGAGCGUCUGAAUUUAGCUGAGGGGCGCGUCUCCCGUUCUCAGCGCGAAGUUUUCGACAAGGUAUGUCGAGAAAUGCUGUCUGAUUCCUAAUAAGUGUUGCUUGAAGAUGGAGGGUGCCAUCCAAGAAGUUCUGCUCGAUUUUCAAAAAGUAGAGUCUGACCUCAUGUUGAAAAACUCCGAAGCUGAACAGGUUAUCUAGCGGCGUUGUCAGAAAACGAAAAAAUAAGAGAUAUUUAGAAGUUAAGCGAUUUAACAGCGAAGAAAGAAAGUCUCCAGAGCCAAUUGGCCGAUUCCAAAACGGAACAAGCCCGUCAGCUGGAGCAUAUCUCUAGCUUGACAAAGGUUUGUUCAGGCUUUCUUGUCAGUCUCACUUUGAGAGUUCAGACGAAAGAUGAACUGAAAUUUCAAAACGACCAAUUGCAAGCGAAACUCCAAGAGUUAACAGGUUCGUUUCCGAUGCUAUUUGGUGACCGAUCGGCAAAUAAUUUUUUAUUCAUUUUUCUGAUGAUAGAACACCAUAUCAACCAAAUACGAACCAAAGAAUUUUUUCAUUUAUAGAAAAAUAUAAAAACGCGACAGAAGAGAUGACACAAGUUCAAAAAGCAGUCGAGAAGCUUAAGUCGGAGCUGAGCGAGAGCCGCGAAAACUCUUUGAAACGGGAAAACGAGGUUCAGCGGCUGAGGACUGUGAUUAUAGAAGAGGAUGGCCUGAAGAGAGAACGAGAUCUGCGGCACAAAGAAGAAAUCGACGUUCUAACGGUACUUCGAGGAUGAAAACCCUAUCCAAAAGAGCUUUCAAAAUAAAACUUGCUGAUGUUAAAUUCAAAAAGUGAUCAAAACCAUUUUAAAGGGAACACACUUGUAAUCAUUAUCCCUCAUUGAGGCAACGCUUUUGGCAAUAUUCGACUAUUCCCUAAGAAUAGAUAACUCUUAGGAUGAUAAAAAAAUUGAGAAACAUACGACAAAAAUUUUGAAAGAUGAACAUUUUUUGCACUUUGAAAAUUCAUUCCACUAGAAAUUGGAAUUCACAUUUCUUUAAAAUGGGGACGUUUUGCGCAAAUAAAAUUUAUCGUUAUACACGCAGGAAAAAGUUUAAAAAAGAUUUUUUUUUUCUCGAUCCAGUUUUUCUCACUGUCCCUGCCUUCGACAAAGUUUUUCCUUCAGAACUCCUAUCGACAGGAGUUGCAGCGAAGACUGCAGGACGUUCACCUGUCCAAAGAAGAACAUCUUGAAGAAAUGGCUCGCUCUUUCCGUGAGAAGGAGUCUUUGUGGCUCCAGAUCAAACAGGACCUGGACAGAGAAAUAAAACAACUUUCCAUCAAACUGAAAGAAGAGCAGGAUAAAGUUUUACUAGCCUAAAGCACUCAAUGCAUACGAUUUUUAGGUUAAUCAUUACGAGUCGAAUUUCGCCAUGAUUCGCGCACAAGUCAAGGGUCAGGUUCGCAGAGAACUCGCCCAGAACUACCAGAAAAUGUUCCAACGCGUGGGCAAUGGUUUCCAAGCGAAGAAAAUACGAUUUAUUUUGAACUUUUUCCAGACGAUGACGCGGGAAUCCCAUCACCUCCGAGCGAAAAUCCUUUGGUUGGGUUACGGCGACUAGCGGAGAAAGACAGCGAGAGAGAUUCUAGACGUGCGUCACCUCAGGCUUUCAAACAGAAGGAAGAAGCUUCAGGAAAACCGCUGUCGUCAACUUCGCCGCGGAGAAACGUGGCAGUGCAAGUGCGGGAGCAGCCGUUGACUGAGCAGCUCGUCCAGCUCAAGCCGAAGGUCGUCAAGCGCUCUCUACCGGUCUCACAUCGGUCUGGAAGACUUUAA